Colletotrichum abscissum is the source of this 723-nucleotide messenger RNA. RefSeq lists its product as uncharacterized. The coding region runs from base 1 to 723 and encodes 240 amino acids. The record is from RefSeq and is a predicted model, not a curated record. The transcript has 2 exons. Lineage: Eukaryota; Fungi; Ascomycota; Sordariomycetes; Glomerellales; Glomerellaceae.
AUGCCGAUCCCGGACUUUGCCAACGAGGCAAUCUUCCCAAUCUUUGAGGGCCUCCCCAUCGAGGAACCCGGCGCCGCCGAUCCGCCCUCCUACGCCGCAUCCUCGGAGCCGCCCUCGUAUGCGCCGGCCCCAUCCGACCCGCCAUCCUACACGGACUCCCAAUCCGGCUCCGGCACCGCCAAAGCCUCCGCUCCCUCAUCCUCCUCCACGGCAGUCACGAGACCAUCCUCCCACGACGCACGCGAAGAAUGGUUCCUCAUAGCGCAGGUAAAACAAAACAUGACCAUCACGAAACCGACGCUCGUGGUCGUCGAUCGUCAGCAGACGGAGUUCGCCGUCACGUUUGAGGACCGCGGGAUCGAUUUGCGGCCCGUCAAGGGCGGGUGGACGAUUGUCGUGCCGCGCGGGGUGAGGACGGCGCCGAAGGGCGGGAAGAGGGGGUUUGUUAGGGUGCCGGAGGGGAAGGGGACGGGGGUGAAGUAUAUCCCUGGCGGGCUGGAACAGAUUGGGGAGUUGGGGGCGCGGGUGAGGGAGGAUGGUGGGCGGUGGUUGAGGGAGUGCGCUGGGUGCGGGAAGGGGGCUGGAGAGGGUGAGACGUUGAAGAGUUGUACUGCUUGUGUUGUUGCGAGGUAUUGUGGCAAGGAAUGCCAGAAGGAGGAUUGGAAGAAGCACAAGGGGGAUUGCAAGGUUCUCAAGGGCAUGGCGAACGCGUGGGGGAUAUGA